This is a messenger RNA of Felis catus (domestic cat), 2730 nucleotides long. RefSeq names its product translation initiation factor IF-2-like. Lineage: Eukaryota; Metazoa; Chordata; Mammalia; Carnivora; Felidae. The transcript is spliced from 7 exons. The record is from RefSeq and is a predicted model, not a curated record. Bases 1 to 1521 code for a protein of 506 amino acids.
AUGCCGAUGCGGGUGGCCGGAGCGGCCGGAGUGUGGCCUGGGGGCCACCGAACAGUGGGCGACACCUGGGACAUCUGUGGCCGUCACGACUGGAGGGCUCCUGGCAUCGCGUGGGUGGGGCCCGGGACGCCGCUCAGCCCCCACAGCGCCCAGGACGUCCUCAGAGAGCGAUCCAAGCCCAAUGUCAGCAGAACCACUCAGGGUCCGGGAGGAGGCGCUGAGCCCCGCGGAAAUGGCGGGCACCUGGCCCCCCCGCCAAGAACCCUCCUGGAGUGGCGCUUCUGGGGGGAGCUGCCCGAGCGCGAGAAGCACCCCCUUGGCGUCAUCAGAGCGCGCCCUGGCGUGUCCCGCCGCGUAGCCCAAGACCCCAAGGCAUCCAUCGGGUGCGACGGGCCACCCGACACUGACGCGGACCCCAACCCCAACCAGCACGCCCACACUGGCCUGCCCAAUGCCACCAAAGACACCACCUCCUUCGGCGGUGACCAGAUCAGGUCCCUGCGGACAUCACCCCCCUACACUGGGGCCUUUGUGCUCCCACUCAUCUCUCACACCCACGAGCUACAGGGGCCUGAGCCUGGCCAUGUCCUUCAGGUAAGGCCUGAGCCCGGGGAAAGGGGCAAGGUCUGGAGCGAGGACGCGGCGGGUAGAACGCGGGAGUCCCCGGGCUGCGGGGGACGUGGGGUUGGAGUACGGGCCCCGGGGGCGGGGGUGAACAGGGUCUGGAGUGAGGGGUCCGCGCGGUGGGGCGCGGCGGCCCGGGCGCGUGGCCGUGGCAGCGGCGAGGGCGCGCGCGUCCUUACCUCGGGGCCUCCGCCGUGGCCGUGGCCGUGGCCGGCCGGGCAGCAGGCGGCCCGGGCUCCCUCAGCAGCGCGGCGCGGGCCCCCGCUCCGGGCCCCGCUCGUGCCGCGGCUCCGGCUCCAGCGCCCGCUCGGGCCCCCGCUCCCGCGCCGCCGCCGCCGCCGCUUCCGCCGCCGCCGCCGCCGCCGCCGGCCUCCGCAUGUUGGCGCGGGCCGUCCCCGCCGCGCGGGCGCCCGGCUCGCCCCGGUCUCGCAGCGUCGCCCGCGGCCCGCGCUUACGCCCCGGCGUCGGGGGAGGGUCCGCACCCACUGCGCAGCCGCCGUCCGGCCCGGGGCGCGCGACGGCUCAGCGCGGGGCGGGGCUUCGAGGCCGCGGGCGCCGCCGCACGACGGCCGCCGCGCUUUGCGGCCGCUCCGGGGCUGCCAGACCGCUGGCCGCGGGGGGUUUCCCGGAGGCGCGCGCCCCGCGGCUCGGGUGGGGGCAGGGGAGAGCGCGCGGGCGCGCGGGGAAGGAGCCGGGCAGCGUCCACCCUCCCGGGGGCGGGGCUCCCGCCGCUCGCCCGGGCCCGCCUGCCGUCGCCAUGGCGACGCGUGGCCGGCCGCCCCGCCGCGCUUCUGUGACGUCACGGUCUCGCCACCUGACGUCACGGCCGGGCGGUGGCGCGGGGCGUGGCCGGCGCGGGGACGGGCCGGGAGUGACCGGGACUCGUUUAUCUCUUAACUCAGGCAAAAGAGCCUGCAGGGCAACCAUCCCCUGAUGGGAACCAAAAUUUACGCCAACAAGCAAGAGGGGGACUGCCCCGAGCCAGCAAGACCCCACUCGUGAUGGACCCCGGGACAGCGAUGUGCUCGACAUCACUGGCCACACGCUCAUACCCACUGACUUUGUCCCACAGUUUCCUCAUAUAAACCUGGAAGUAUUUUCGUCAUUUGGGAGGGGGUCUUGAGACGCUAGUCUGCUUUUGUCCCGGCGUUGGCCUCACUGAAAGAAAUUUCUCAUUUUACCGCCACUCGGGUUCUCUGCCUUUGGAUUUUGUUGGCAGCGAAAGGCUGGACCUGGCCUGUUUGGGACCCCCGGAGCCAGGUGCUUUUGCACCCCUGGACCCCCCGCCACGUUAGGGCUUAUCCUGCCACACCUUUCUCCAGCCCCCUUGCCCUGUCACCACCUCCAGGGAGCUCAUGCCACAUUCCCGAGUUGUCCUUUCUCACCACAUCCUGACCCUUUUCCAUAAAGAAGUAGAUUUGUUUAAAAUCAGCCUCCUCCUAAAUACAGUGCUCAAUGGAUUACCAGGAAAGAAAGGAAGAAAGAAAGAAAAAGAAAGAAAGAAAAGAGAAAAAGGCAGAAAGAAAUCCACCUUGUCCACCAGCCAGGCCAGGGACCACAUCUGCUCUGCUCACUGUGUCUGUGCACCCAGCAGCAGGCACUCAGUCUGUGUGUGAUCACGGCGUGUGGCAAAGGAAUGACGGAAUGAAUGAACAGAGUUCACAGUCCUUCCAGAUUCUGGAGCACUCAGGGGUUUGUCUCCUCGGACUUCCCGGCCCCAUCUCUCCUCUCUCUCCUUCCUUAGGAAAAUCUGCUCUCUGCGCUCAGUUCCCAGGGGGUCAGGAAGCAUGGUGGCCGCUUCUCCAGAGGAAUUUCAGCCUAGCCUUCACCCUGAGCUCCAGCCUCGCCCCUGUAAAAAGCUGCGUGGCUAUGCAGCUGAAAGAUCACGGAAAGUGAGGCCAAGUCUGGGGUUGUGCCCGUAAAAGGCUGUGUGACGAUGCACCGAUCACCCACCCUCUCUGGUUCUCCGCAUCCUCAUCUGUAAGUUAGGACUAUCCAUAGCCUCCUCAGGUAUAUUAUGGGAACUCGUGGAGAAAGAAUUGCCAGCACAGGACCGUCUGCCUCAAAUGAACAUCUCUCUAAUCGCUGAGUCUCUGAAAAAGCAAA